GUCUAUUCCGUGCGCGCGUGUGUGCACUACUGCGAGCUACGACUGCUGCUCGUCACUGUGCCGCGAGCAGCGACUAGAGGACCAGAUUUAAAGAAACCCUCCGAGUCCAUCCAUCCUGCUGCAGCGUUUCCUCUGGACACCAAGGCUGAUUUCUGGUUCCCGCUACAGACCAGAGGCUUCUGCCAGGAGGAUAAUCUGUGACACGUUACGAUGCUACAUGUCAGGGACCUCAUCUGGGGAUGGCUGCUCAUCGGCUGCGCAGCUGCCAUUCAGGUGGAAAUCACUCCAGCACAAGGCGAAAUCAGCGUGGGAGAGUCCAAGUUUUUCCUCUGCGAAGUGGUCGGGGAUGUUAAAGACAUCGACUGGUACGCGCCGAGCGGUGAAAAGAUCCUCCACACCAGGCCAAACAUUUCAGUGAGCCGCAGCGAUGAAACCACAUCCAUCCUCACCAUUUACCACGCCAACGUAGACAACGCUGGCAUCUACAAGUGUGUGGCAAAAGAUGGAGACAAGGAGGCCCAGGCCACGGUCAAAGUGAAGAUUUUCCAAAAGAUCACCUUCCAGCGAGCGCCCAGUCCGCAGGAGUUCAACGAGGGCGACAUCGCUGAUAUCGUCUGCGACGUUGUGAGCUCCCCACCACCGACCAUCAUUUGGAAACACAAGGGCUCCCUUAUCCAAGCUACCAAAGAUGUGCGAUAUAAGAUCAUGGAGAACGGCCAUCUGCAGAUACGUGGCAUCAAGAAGAUCGAUGAGGGCAUGUACGUCUGUGAGGCUCGUGUCAUGGCCAGAGGAGAAAUUGAUUUCCGCACAAUGAAGGUCAUCAUUAACGUGCUUCCCACCAUUCGGGCUCGGAAGUCAGAGGUCAAUGCCACAGCUGACAUCAGUAAAUCUGCUCUGUUGGCUUGUGAUGCAGAUGGAUUCCCAGAACCCACUGUUACCUGGGCGCAUAACAACGUUGUCCUUGAAACGGGUGACAAAUACAGCUUGAACGAGGAUGGUUCUGAAUUGCUAAUAAAGGAUGUCAAGAAGGUGGAUGAAGGAGAUUACACUUGCAUCGCCAAAAACAAGGCGGGAAGGAAAACAGAAGAAGUCAGCCUGAACGUGUUCAUGAUACCCAACAUUACCUACUUCAACAACAAGACCGCCUCAGAGUUCGAUGAGGAAGUCACGCUGACCUGUGAGGCCUCGGGCGAUCCCACACCCACCAUCUCCUGGAGGUUUGGAAACAGGGUUUUCACAGAAGGAGAACAGAACGCUGAUAGGAAUGUGGUGGUUCUCAGCCACGCGCGGGUGUCCUCCCUCACCCUUAAAGUGGUCCAGUUUACAGAUGCUGGCCGUUAUCUCUGCACCGCCAGCAACUCCAUUGGUGAAGACAUCCAGCCGGUAUACCUGGAAAUCCACUAUGCUCCAAAGAUUAUGGGUGUAGUGGCCGUAUAUACGUGGGAAGGAAACCCGGCUAACAUCAGCUGUGAGGUGGUCGCUCACCCUGGAGCUUCAGUCACUUGGUUCAGAGAUGGCAUCCAGCUGCCGAGUGGCAACACCUCCAAUGUGAAGAUCUACAGUACACCUACCAACAGCUACCUGGAGAUUACACCCGAGUCACAAAAUGACUUUGGUAGCUACAACUGCACAGCAACUAACAUGUUGGGAUCGGAAUCCAAGGAGUUCAUUCUCAUCCAAGCAGAGGUUCCUUCGUCGCCAGAAAUCCAGCAAGUGGUGCCGUUCUCGAGCACAGCCGUGGUGGAGUUUGAAGAGCCGUACUCCAAGGGGGGCGUUCCCAUCAUCAGGUACAAGGUGGAAUGGCGUUUGCUUGGAAAGGAAUGGAACAGCAAGGAGUACGACGCUGAGGAUGGCAUGACCAGGAUAACCAUCACUGGUCUGAAACCCGAGACAACCUACGAGGUCAAGAUGUUUGCCAUCAAUGGCAAAGGCGAAGGCGAGAGCAGCCUCGCCAGCACGUUCAAGACCAAGCCAGUCCGGGAACCAAAUGCUCCCAAACUAGAGAUCACAGCCGUAAAGGGGGGCAAUACUUUCAAAGUCAAAUGGAUCAAGCAGGAUGACGGCGGCUCUCCCAUCAAACACUACCUGCUCCGAUACAAGGCUAAGCACGUAUCCGACUGGAAGCCAGAGCUCCGCCUCCCCCCGGCCAGCGAGUACGCCAUGCUGCGCGGUCUGGACUGGAAUACGGACUAUGAGAUCCAUGUGGUGGCGGAGAACCAGCAGGGCAAAUCUGAACCUUCUGUCACUUUCUUCAGGACUGCUGUAGAGCCCACCACCAUCCCAGACACCAGGGAAGGCGGCUCGGGACUGGGAACCGGAGCCAUCGUGGGCAUCCUCGUUGUGGUCUUCUUCGUGCUCUUGGUUGCCGUUGACGUCGCCUGCUUCUUCCUGAACAAGUGCGGGCUCCUCAUGUGCAUUGCCGUAACCUUCUGUGGAAAAGCUGGACCAGGAGCCAAGAACAAGGACAUCGAGGAGGGAAAGACGGCAUUCACGAAGGAUGAGUCAAAGGAGCCGAUUGUUGAAGUGAGAACAGAGGAAGAACACACCCCAAACCAGGAAGGGGGUCCAACAGAGCCCACCGAGACCACUCCACUGACCGACCCAGACGGUAAAACUGUGAAGGAUGACAACACCAAAGGCGAGACGGAGGCGAAGAACGCCACGGCUGAGGUGAAGGCGGUUCCCAACGAGGCUCCUCAGGUGAACGGCAACGAGAGCAAAGCGUAACCUCCUCGUCUCCAGUGGCAGGAAGAAGAGGGCAGUUAGGACCGGGGGGGGCGGGGUCACAGUCACUGCUGAAACCUCAAAAUCAUGUCACACACCAUCCCGUCACAUUGAAUCCUAACAUGCGCCUGGUUUCAUACAUCCUAAGACCUCAUGCCUUAGCUCCUACGACAUCAGAUAAAGAACCCUGUUUGAGUCUGUUUUCUAGUGGAUCAGCUGAUGAGUGCAUCUGUACUGUAGGUGGACAUGGUUUACUGUAGCUUUACCGCACACGUCACUGCCUUCAGCGUGCACAGACAUGUAAAACCUUACCCACACUUUUAUUUUUAUGCAGUACACUCAUCAUUAAUGGUUGUAAUUAUGGAUCUUUUUUAGCUUUUUAAUGUCUUAUUAGCACGUCUGUUGUUAUUUCCAACGCUACUGUAUUUCUGUGUACCGGUGUUCUGUCUGGGAUUGGGUUUAAUUUUUUCAUAUUUGUUUAAUUCUUUUGCAUUUUCUCUGAUUUCAGUCAAACUUUACAUUUAAAAAAAAGAAGAAGAAAGAAAGGAGAAAUAUUUAAUUUCCAGUAGUUACCUGCUGCUUUCAGUACGUUUCAAAUAUAUGAUUUCCUAGAAUUGUUCGUUUGUUUGGUGGCUGAAUAAAAGAGAAUAAAAGAGAAUAAAAGAGAAAUACUCAACUGAAAUUUGAUUUGCAACAUUUUAUGAUUUUAGAAAGUCUGUUUUUAUGUUUAUCUAGUUUCCAUUUGAUCAACUCCAUCACAUCAGAACUCGUUUUGAAGCAGAAAUCCGGCCUUAUUUUGUCUCACGGUGUCUGAAAAAUUCGAAACUCUGCUCGUAGGUGUUCUGCUUUCAGCCAAUCAGAAGCCAGGAAGUCCUGUGACCAAAUAUAACGAGUCAGAGGUGUACACUCACUAACUGGACCAAUGAAAUGUUGUAAAUAAUGCGACCCUUACCUGAAGCAAACCAUUUAUUCUUGGUAGUAGAUGAAAUGAAUGAAGUUAUAUAGAUGGAGAAACAUUGUACACUGUAAAAAAUGAGCUUUCUGCCUGUUUGUUUCUGGCCCAACAGGCUGACUGCAGCUUUUAGUCUCGGUGUCGCUAAACUGUGACGACAUGACGGUUUUUAGUAGCAUCUCUAACUCUUCUUCUCUGUCCCCCACACACGUAUAUCAGAGCUUCCUGUAGGUGUGCUGGUCUGGUGUGUUACCCGGCCAUUCUGGGGGCUUUGUAGUCUAAGAGCUCAUGGGAGUUCUAUUUAUUAUCUGAAAAACACAUUUUUAACAAAUCUUGACUUCGUAUGAACUCUCAAAGGCAAACUUAUUAUUUCAUCUGCUAAAUCCAUUAAAAACAUAAUUAUUGCAACAUGUUGCAAGAAUUAGUUUUAAUUUGAUUUACUUUGAGAAAAUUGGUAAGCUGACCUUUUUUUCAUUGACAUGCGGCCAUCUUAACUCCUUCACUGCCAACGUUUGUCAGCAUUUUUACUGUUUAUUUUAAGAGUCACAGAACGUUGGGGGCUAGGAUGAUGUCGACGCCAAAACAACCAAAACAAAGCGGCGACUCACCUCUUACAUCAGGAAGAAUCUGCGCGUUUAUGAUCUGUUGUUGAAUUGUGAUCGGCAGAAGCUUUUCCGGUUCGUGCCUCACUUUUUUACAGCAGCGGCCCAAAACGAUCUCCUAACACGUGGAUGUUUUGCUUCCUGGUCACGUGACGUGCGUGGAUGAAAAUCUGCUUUAGGGCUGGGAUGUUUGUUCUCACGGUGUGGGGGCUCGUCCGACGCCCACAGUAAAAGAUACAAAUGACGACUUUAGUCGUCAAUGGCGGUUGAUGAGUUAAAUGUGUUUACUGAAAACAGUCAGAUGACAAAUGCAACAAAAGGUUAAUCGAAAUAAUAAUGUUUAACUUCAUGGAGCGAACAGAUUUCCUUUCUACAAAAACAUUAGCUGAUGCUAGUUGGGUUGAUUUCUGUGGUUUUGUUGUCUACUUGGUAAAAAGAAGAAAAAUCAGCUGAUCCUGACUUUUCCAGCCUGUUGUCUGCAUUUAUAGAUUUGUUUACCGUCUUAUUAGGUUGGUCGUUGAAACUAUUUGUUUAAAAAUAAGUUGUUUUUUUUUCUUUAGCUGAGAUAACAUUUUUUUACUCCGUUUUUUCAACUGAUAAUUUUUAAAAGCCCAAGUUCAUCCACCAGGUUUCCCGUGGGAAUAAAAUAAUUAUUUUUAACCUUUUUGGCUCCAUCUUUAAAUCCACCUAAUUCCAACCAUACAGCUCAAAUGUUUUUACAGUUUUCUUUCUGCUCCAGACCUCCAGCUAGUCGUGUGAAGUGUAGAUCUGCCGUGUCUUCGUCGUAGAUCUGGGUGUCUAGUUUACCGUGAGAAGAUGUAGCCGUAGUGUGUGUGGUGCGGGAGUCUGACGGCAGGAAGACGCAGUGCCUUUGGUUUAGAAAAGUUGUGACGUGCGCUCCGAUCCUCCUCGUAUCUGCAUCCAAGGCUCUGCCCUCUCGGCAGUUGGUCUCCGUCGAUAUUUCAGCGUUUGCUUGAAUCCUCUCAUUGAUUCUGAGCGGCUCCAUCAUCGUGGUCCCUUUUUGUACUUGAGUGAUUUUUCUGUUGCUUAACCAUUUCUUCAUACUUUUAGUUCUAGUAGCUUGUUAGAAACACCUGACUGGUUUUAUGAAAACGAAAUAAAUUGAUCUUUGAUGCAGUUUCACUAUUUAAAUUUAAAAUAUUUGAUGCAAGGCCCGAAAAAGGGUCAAAACAAAUGGUUAAACUUCCCUUUUAACCCCCCCUCUGUCCUAUCGGGUGACCCCUCCAGGAAAGGUUCACAUGGCUGGGGUGCACCUCAAGGUAUAAACCAUGAACCCCGCUCAACGGUCACCUUUCCUGGAGGGGUCACCCGAUAGGACAGAGGGAGGGGUAAUCCUGUUUCACCAAAUAAAGAGGACAUUCCUAAAGAGUCUGAACUUGUUGGUUUAAAUGAGCAUGUAAACUAUUCCUGUGAUGAUGUGUGUUUUAGUAAAAUAAACAAGGAUUUGUGUUUUUUCCCCGUUGUUGUGAAACUGUUCCUGUUUGUACAUUUCUUUUUACACACGUUCAUGAAUAUUGUGUAAUAUGCAAAUAAAAAUGAGAUUUUCAUGUAUUUUGUUCACCUUAAA
Molecule: messenger RNA, 5866 nt
Organism: Nothobranchius furzeri (turquoise killifish)
Lineage: Eukaryota; Metazoa; Chordata; Actinopteri; Cyprinodontiformes; Nothobranchiidae
Gene: ncam1a
Product: neural cell adhesion molecule 1a
Biological process (GO): cell-cell adhesion
Cellular component (GO): cell-cell junction; neuron projection; plasma membrane
Molecular function (GO): cell adhesion molecule binding
Source: RefSeq, a predicted model, not a curated record